UACAAGGGAACAGUCACUACAUACAUGAUGGGAUUACAAAUUUGAAAAGGUACUAUGAAGUGUAUAUCCGCCAAAAUAUUCAUAUUUUAAUCGUGUCAUUCACUGAAAUAAUUUGCGCCAAUCAAGACAAUACAAUUUAUAAGCUAUGUAUAAUUGUAUAUUAUGGACUUAUGGUAUAAAUUCUAUAUCAUGUGGGUUGUGUACUUGUGUAGAUGAUUUGCGAAACAAAAUGUGCUUUCUACCUGCACUGGUUGGCUAAGUAUUGAUUUGUCAUAUUUACAACUCUUCUUUUAGUUCUAUUUCUUUAGAAAUUGUGUUUAGUUCUAUUUUGAUGAGUAUAUGUUCUAAAUAUAUUAACGGUUUACAUGCAUGGGCUCUGUGAUUUCUGUGGUUUUAAGAAACUCGAGAUAAUUGAGUGUAAUAAUGUGUUCUAUUUGGAUUGAUGGAUACCCAGGCCAGGGUGCAUGCUGUGCACAAAAGUGCGAAGAUAUCCGGCAUGAGUUUGACAAAUUACAAUACUAUCUAUAUAGUUAAUGUUGGUGUAUCUCCGGCAUAGAGUUUACAUGGAAUGCACCCUGGUACCCAGGGACCGCAGAGCCAGCGAACGCCCAAGGCGUAAGUUUGUUAAUAGGGGGUCCGGGGGGCAUGCUCCCCCGGGAAAUUUUGAAAUCUGAGACCUCCCAGAUCCCCGGAAAUGCAAUCAAAUUUACUAGUUUCUGUUAAAAAUUUUCUUAAUCUAAUUACCCGUCAUUUGUUUAAUCCAACCAGAAAUAGAUUGAAUACUUGGCUAUAUAAGUUAUAAAUACAUUGUUAACUAAUCUGAAAGGUUUCAGUAUUCUUAGUUUAUCAUAUAUGUAUGGAAAAUUAUUGGAGGGGGGGGGGGCUAAAGUUCUCUGUGUUCCCUGAUACCCUGGUUCCGGAGGCUCUCAAUUGCAAAUGUCAAACUGGUUUGGAAAAUCAGCAAACAUUGAACUAUUAUAAUUAGAAUUGAUUUGACUAGAGGCUCUUUUGACUUCAGCAUUAUUUUGCUUUGCCAUUCUUUAAGAGCCUAGCUCUGGAACUAGGGUAUUUGAUGGAUUCAAUGGUUCAAUACACCACUUCAAUAAUGAAAAUUGAGCCAAUUGCUUUGAAGGAAGCGGACAGUCUCCGCAAGUGGCAGGGUGUUAGCCAGGCGGCCGUCCAACCGGCCACUUCUGAAUUUGGACGGCUUAAUUUUAAUGGACAGCCAUGGACGGCCUAAGGAAAUAUUUUCUUUAAAUAGCAACCUACAAGCUUUGUAAUAUUUCUUGAAUACUUUGCGCCAACAAUGUCAUGAAAAACUUAAAAACCAUUGUCCAAUGUCCACACCACCUUAAAUAUUUGUAAAAUGUCUCAAUAGUCUCAUUCUAUGGGCGCUUUCCAUUAACACGGCCAGACCGGUCAGAACUGUCAAAUUGUUGAAUGAAACACAAAACAUUUGGGCUUCGGACCUAUCUGACUGGAAAAUUUAGAUAACAUUAGAAUGAGGUCCAUUUUUGCUAGAUAUAUGAGAAACAUAGACCAGAUUUUUCCAUUGAUACGGAGAAAAGAAUUUGGGUCUGACCGGUCAGGCCAUUAAAUGGAAAGCGCCCUAUGAAUGUAAUGAAAGGGACAUCCAGGGCCUUUCAGAGGGGGGGGGGGGCACUGAGGGCAAUUUGCCCCGUAUAAUUAUAAAUAUAAAUAUUUUUUAUAUAAAUAAUGUAUGAGAAAAAAUUUUCUAAACCAAAAUUUUACAUUUAUUGAUCGAAAAAAAGGGUUUGACCCAUGUUGUAACAGGAAUUUGUACAGAAAAAAAUUUUUGAACCUUAGUUUAACUCAUGUUCGACCAGAAAAUGUUUUUGACCCUUUUUUAAUGUUGGGAAAAAAAUCCAGCCCCCCUCCGCUCGCCAACAUUUUUGGGAAAAAUAGGGCCCCCGAAACAAAAAUUCGCCCCGGGCCCCCGAAUUUCUCUGAUAGGCCCUGGGGACAUUGAUGACACAGAUAGUGUCCAGGGAGAGAGUAUGAGUUAUAAACUGAUAUUGUCCGGGGGGGGAGGGAACUAUCGGCUAGUGGAUGUAGUGUAUGGAGGGACACUCUUUCAGCGGGAUAGUAUCCGCUGUGAUACUGGAUUGCCUUGCUCUCCUACUACAGGAAGUGCCAAUCUGUUGUUGCAAUAAAGGCUCCCUUAAAAUUUCUUGACACAAGAUAGCUAACCCGAGAAUAUAAUGAUGAUGUCAUAGGGAUCCCUGGGAAUGUUUUAUGACAUCAUUAAGAUCUGGGAAAAUUUUGCCCCAAGCCUAUGUAACCUCUUGGCAGCCCUGCAUAUGCAUAUGUACAGUACACCCCAAGACUUGUGGGAAACAACUAACAAUGAGAAGUGAACAUACAUGGAAUCAAUGGGAAUUUUUUAACUAACUUUUUGAAAAAGAUUGUUAGCACUUAAAUAUGGAUACUAAAACUGUCUGUACCAGUGUUGGUAGUACCAAUGUGAAAAUGCUGUGCUGAGUGGUUAUAUUACUACCUUAAAAAAUAAGCAGAAACUCAAAGUUUCUUAAAUAUGGAUGCAUGUUUGUCCUACCAUGGAAAAAACAAACCCAGGCUAUGGGUCAAUCCAGCUCUGAAAUCAUUCAUGCUCACCAAAAAGCACUAGCUAAGGGUGAUUUUGGUCACUUUUCAUUCACUUAGGAACGAUAUUAAAUGCAAGAGGAAGAGCCAGUUUAGUGUUAAAAAAUAAGACAAAGGAUGGGAUUGUGAUCCAGCCAUGUGAUGGAAAGAAAUUAAGAAACUCAAUGGGAUGUGUAUAGUGAUUCCAAUAAAGCAAUCCUAUCUCUAAUGAGUUAGUGAGUUUAUCCCAACAAGGCCAUCAUGGCCAUGGGUGUGUUGGUGUGACACCCCCUGAAAACCCAGUUGUCGGCAAAUGAUUAGGAUUUGUUUGCCAAAAAAGUCUACAAAUGAACGAUUAGUUAGGGGAUUUUCAUAUACAGUGCAUAUGUUAAAUGUGAAAGAGCAAUCUUCUAAGGUUGCACUAACACACAAACAUGUGCACACAUAAAUUUAAACAGAUAAAUUUUAUUUAUUUUAUUUAUUUUACAAUCUUUGUCACAUGACCGGUUUAACCCACAGAGGUAGUUGCUCCUUUACGGGUAACCUGCUAAUGCAAUACUGAAAUAUAGGUUAACACAGUGGAUAUAUCGCUUCAAAAUCGCUAAUCAUUGAGACGUUUGAUUUAAUGUGGUCCUGAGCUAUUCUAUAGUCAUGUGGAUCGAAAAAAGGAAUUUAAUUUAAAUUUUACAUGCUCACUAAAAAGUGAUAUUUCCACUGGGUUAACAGCAACUAAUGACAACACAGUUUGACAGAAAGACUGGACAAGGGACGACACCGAAAUGACACUUUACACACACUGUUUUAAACGUUUGUGGAACAUCAAUGUCGUAGACCUCUUCAACAAGCUUUUGGUAAUAUUUAAAUAGGCCGCAUUUAAAUUGACUGACUGAGAGAUUUGACUGCCGUAAGUGUGAUGGUAAACAGUUAAAAGUCCUGGGUGAUCUGCAGUAAUAACUGCUCUGAAAUGUUAAAGUGUUUACUCUAGGAACUUGUAAUAUAAUUUUUGCUGUUCCAUCAUUUUCUCUCGUCAACCGAUCUGUUGUCUUUACAUGGAUAUUAUGGUCAUUAGAUAGAACUAACGCUUUGUAAAGGUAGACCAUAUCAGGAAUUCAUGCCAGUAUGUUAAUGUAGUAAACCACUUUUGACAAGUCUAUUUUGUAUGAUACUCCUGACAAGAAUGGCAGUGAUAAAAUGUAUCUGGUGGCGCGACGUUGGACGUUUUCUACUUGAAGGAUAAGUGAUACCGACUGUGGUGACCAAAUUUGUGUGCAAUAUGCCAUCUGGCUUCGCACCAUUGUCUUGUAAAGCGCAAGGCGGGUUUUCUCGUUGCUAAUGUCCAUUGAUGAUCUUUUAAUGAAGCCGAGCAUUUUGUUUGCUUUGGCACAUACCAUGGACACGUGCUGGUUCCAUUUCAAAUCGGAUGUGAUGAUCACUCCAAGAUCUUUCUGGGCAUUGAUUCUCUUGUUGGGAGUGUCGUACUUAAGGUGGUAGCUCGACGGCACUAGCUUCAGAUUUCUGGUCACCGAAAGAACUUCACAUUUCGACUGAUUCAGAUCCAUCCGCCACAAUUCACACCAAUUGUUAAUACCAUCAAGGUCUUUUUGAAGAUAUUGUUCAUCCUUAUGUGAUCUAACUGGACGAUAGCAUUUAGUAUCAUCAGCAUACAAAGCAAUAGACGAUGUAUAUGUUUCCUGCGGAAGAUCGUUCACGUAAAUAACAAACAGUAAAGGACCAAGUAUUGAACCUUGCGGCACGCCAGAAAGUACUGGGAGAGAAAUAUAAUAGUUUUGUUUGUGGAAACACCACGUAAAUUUAUUACUGCAAAGCUUUCGAUCCGUAAGCCCGGAUCUUCAUCAAUGCUAAUAAUAUGUCUAUAUAUAUGACACAUAUUAUAUAUAUGACACAUAUUAUUAGCACUGAUGAAGAUCCGCUGGCUUACGGAUCGAAAGCUUUGCAGUAAUAAAUUUACGUGGUGUUUCCACAAACAAAACUAUUAUAUGUUUUAUCGCUAUGCAAACAUACAAAGAACUUAGAUAAAUUUUAACAAAUUUAUUUAUUUUUUCUGUGUGCACACAAACUUGACUGAUUGAAGUAAGGUUGAUGGUAAAAAGGUUCAGAACUGCAUAAUAUGAAAAAUAGCGUCUAUUGAAAGAAAUGAACAUAAAUAUGCUAGUCAAAACCUCAAUUAAACGUCAACCGCGGAGGUGGUCCAAACUAACCUAAAUUGAAAACAGAGCUCUCAGAUAGCCAACCGGGUUCAUAUGAUGACCUUCGUAACAGACAACGAUAGUGGUUUUCGUUGGUAUUUCUUUGCAUGCAGUUUAAAGCCCUGGGCAAACUAGGAAACAUUGUUGCGGAAACAUUGUUUCCUGCCAAUGUUUCGCCGUGUUUCCCAUGCAGAUUGGGCAAGCACUAUAUAUAUAUAUAGGAAACAUUUAUUUUAUUUUACAAGAUUUGCCACACACACAAACAUAAAUACCACUAAACAAUUACACAAUAUUACAUAAUAUUAUGUUACAUAUACAGAACAGGCAGGGACUGAGUCUGAGAUAAUCUCCAAUAACGGGUUCCCGAAUACAUACUAACAAUACAUUUACACGACUAUUGGCUUCGGCUAACUGUCAUGUUCUUACUGAUAAACUAGCGAGAGGACGAGUGGAGUCAGUGGCAUUUGGCGCACAUGCACUGACUUAAAUGUUCUUGGGUUGUCCGGGUUGUAAAUAUGUUCCAGAAGGUCGAAGUAUAGUAUUUAAAUAUUAAGGAUUUGAUGUAAACUAAAAUUCUUGAGGUAUUCUUGCCAGUAGCAGAUUGGGAGAAUGUUAAGAGACUGCAGUCUCUUCUUGUAAGAUAUAUCUGUUCUGUAAGGAAGGGAAAGGAUGAAUUUCGUCGCGCGACGUCGAGUGUUAGUAUGUUAUUUACCGUUUGGGGUUUCUGAAUUUGGUAGGAAACAUUUUUGCUUCUCGGGAAGCAAAUUUUGUUUCCGCAACAAUGUUAACUUCCACGGGUGGGCAAACAGGGAAACAUUUGAGGAAACAAAAUCACAAAUGUUUCCAUGUACAACAAUGUUUCCUAGUUUGCCCAGGGCUUAAUACUCAGGACUAUAUACCAAAUAUUAGAGUAAUUAAGUUAUCUUGCAGUUCGCUUUCUAAAGUGCGUAUGCAAUGAAAUUUCACACCAUCUUUUUAUGAUUGUAUUGUAAAGGAAAUUCAAAUUGACCAGAUAAGAUACUUUGCCAAAGUAUCUUAACUUGCUUCGUUCUUGAGAUAUGUAACAGUAAUUAUUGAUCGAGUUAUUGAUAUAUGCUGAUGCAAAUUAUCUGAAAAAACUUCUGUAUCUUGGUUUAUCUUGCGUCAUAUUCGAAAUCAUGUAACCGUUCAUAUGUUCAGUAUCAUGUCAACAUACUGCAAAUGUAUAUUGUAUGUCAAAGUUUUUUAAGAAAGCCAUUAUGCAAUUUGUCUUCAUAGGGAGGAAAUUUGCGUAUCAAACAUUGCUAAAUAUUUCAAGAAAAAAAAACAAGCUAAAAUAGUUUGGAAAAGUGUCUUUUAAGUUAUUGUUAGGAAAGUUUGCCUCCAAAACUGUUUCCCAAUGAAACUACAUCACUUCACUAAAAAUCACUCUAAGUACUAUCCUGAAUUGGCUUCUGAAGGAGAACGUGAGCAUCCCUGCUGAUCCAAUAACUAGAGUUAUGAACAGUUCAUUUCAAGUAGUGCAGUUACCUUAAUCCUAAUCAAUUGAAAACUGUGCCUAGCUCAAAUAUAUACAACUCACACUGUACUAUGUUACACACAUGGAAAAAGCUCCAUCCAUGGGAAUAGUUCAACCGUUAUAGUUGUUCUUGUUGAUUUCAAGAAAGCUUUCGACACAAACUUUCGUCCAGAAACUUUCAUCGCACGAUAUUCCAUAAGAUAUUGUAACCUGGAUAAUUGACUUCUUGACUGGUCAUAAACAACUUUAUGUGGGCCAGUUCCCUCUCUGGUUCUUCAUUGUUGUGAUCAAUGAUACGAAUGUUUCUAUUGACAACCCAACAAUCUCCGAUUCAGACAAUUGAAGAAGAUUUCUCUAACAAAGCCAAAAUAAAGGAGUUCCAGCUUAAUUUGUCUAAAAGAAAAGAAUAAAUUGUACAUAGCUUACAUAGUUUAUCUAUUUUAUAUAAAUAACUUAAUUCAUCUUAUGACUGCUUGCAAUGUUAUAAUGAACAAUCUCUAUAUCUAUCUAAGUAUAUACACCCGUAAAUAUUUCUGGACAUUGUUUUCGAGAAUGACCCGGAACUUGAAUAGGUCUAAUUGAAAGCACCCUAGCUCUGACAAGAAUUUCCCUUAGCCUUGCACUUUUAUUUUUCUGGCUACUAUUCCUUGCUACUGGAACUAGAAGUGCCCUGCCCGUACUAUCAAUGUAUUAUCUCCAUUUUAGAUGAGUAAUAUACGCAAAGAUGGACCUUACUCGUGGUUUUAUUUAACUGCAACUAGUAUUGCCUGUUUUACAAUUAUCGGUAUUGCUGACUCAAUUGGGGUUAUUGUUGCUGUUUUCAUAGACCGCUUAAAUGUGAGCAACGCAAAGGGAGGUAUGAAUUAGCAGCAAUGCAUAUUUUAUUGUUUCUAUUCGUGCUAUACAUGUAUGGUAGUUAUUGUGUGUGGUUGUACUUAGUAUAGGUAAUCAUGCGAUGGCGAGUACAAUUAGGGAUUAAUAGUACGAGUGAUUUUUGGAAAUUUUGCCAAAAUUGGACGAGCCGCCGUUACUUGUUUAUUAUUAGCAUGACAAAAUUGGAUAUACGUACUUCUCAAUGUCAACAUAGUCAUAUUCUCUCGCCAAAGCCCAGUCUUGCCAGACUUUCAACCAAAAUUUGGUGCUUUUCUUUGUAUUUUCAUUUAGUUCUUUUGUUCAAGCAAAAUUUGGUGCUUUUGUUCGUAUUUUCAUCUAGUUCCUUCACGGCAAUUUCAUUUCACAUCUGUGUUUAAUUAAAAUUCCUUUUCCGCCAUUUUGUUUGUUUUGCGAAAAUCAUUAAUUGUACUGCAGUACAAUUAAUGAAAUAAUUGUACUCCUCUCAACCAAUCAGCAUCCAGUAAUUUUGUCAUGCUAAUAAUAAUGUUUAUUAAGGCAGCGAUGGCAUCACUAACAUUAUUAAUAAAAAAACUCAUUAAUAAUUCAUGAGGAAAAGACAAAGGAAAUCACUGCCGUGUCGGUGGUUUUAUAUGUGAUAAAAAAUCAUGUUAAUUUACAUAAACUUUAGCUUUGAUUUUGUCGCGUGAGACAAUGUUUAUUUCUAAAAUUACUUCACCAAUGAACUGAUCAUGAUCAGAUGGAUCGUUUUUAAGCCAUUUAAAACACUCGCAGUCCGUGCUUUAUCAGAUAUAUAAAAUACUCGAGCUGCGCUCUCGUGUUUUAUAUCUAAUAAAGCACUCCUGUUCGUGUUUUAACUAGUACAUAAUACAGGUAUACUGCAUUUCUUGUAUUUAACCCCCAGUCUUUUUUGUUCACUUCUAAUUAGCCCCCAGUCUCGAAGCGCUGAAAAAAUAGGCCCCCGCCUUCUAUUUGACCCCCAUCCUCUAUCUAUAAAAUCAUUUGCAAUAUAAAGUUAUAACGAAAUAUGAACACAAACGCUGUACAGGUAUAUAACGUUCACUGGUAUGGCUAAAUAACGGUAAAUUGUAUGAAAAUGUCUCCCAAGAGCGCGAAAAUUUAUUUAGUUCCCAACCCCCCGGUCCAGAGCCACUGGAAAAAGUAGGCCCACGUGGCGCUAAAUAGAGGAAAUACGGUAUAUAUUACCCAUGCAUGUACCUAGACUUACUCCAUGUACCUAGAGAUAUGCCAGGAUAAUACGAGAUAGAUGAUCGUUUAAAUCUCUUUCUAGGUUGGAUAGGGUCAAUCGUUUACUUCCUAGCACUAGCGUUGUCCCCUAUAGUGGUUUAUAUUCACAGACGUGUUGGAUUUCGCUGGUGUAUGUUCAUCUCGAGCGUUUUGUAUGGUUUCUCGUUAUGUGUCACACCAUUUAUGACCGACAUAAACAUUGUCUUUUUAACUUAUUCGAUUCCAUUUGGGUCUUCGCUUAGCAUUGUCGCUACAUUGUCAGUUAUAACUCAGCGAGAAUAUUUUAGUAAAUAUUUUGGUUUUGCUGUUGGUGUGCGUUUUAGUGCCAACUCCAUAGGGGCAGUGGUGAUGUCUUUUAUUUUACCAAUUAUUUUGGCUGAACUUGGAUAUAAGAUGACAUUUGUGUCUUUGUUGGUUUUUGCCCCGAUAAUUUUAUGCUAUGGUUUUGUUGCUCGUCAUCACGUGGACCAAGACACAGAAUUAACUGAAAGAAGCGGAAAAUCUGUUAUUAAUCUCUAUAAGGAGUUCUUACAAGACAAAUCUUUUACAAUCUCUUUGCUAGCAAUAGCAAUGUAUUUUUUUACUUGUUUUGUUCCAAUGAUUUUUAUGGUAAGUAUGAAAAUUGUUUUGGUAUUAGUUUUUGCCAAUGAGCACGGGGAAAGGUCCCACACGGAGACGUUAUAACGAUUAGAAGUAUUCCUCCAUGUUUAAUUUUAUUUUAACAGAUAAGUUUUCCAGUGUAACAGGAAAUACUCCCCCCCCCCCCAAAGGAAUUUCCUAGGAAAUAUGAAACGGGAGAGGGCAAAUUUAUUAGAAAAUAUAGCCCCCCCCCAUUAGUCAGAAAUCCCCCCACCCCGAUUACUUAUAUAUUACGCAUAUAUACAGUAUUUGUCUUUGAAGAUUUUGGAAAUGUGUAGAGGUAUAAAACUUAUAAAAGAACUAAAAACCCACAAAUUCGACAUAUUUUAAACGAUAUAUAUGUACUACGUUGCAGAUAGAAACGGAAUACUCUCAGUGAAUACUCUAGCGCCAUUAUUUAUGUAUUCUAAAGAAGGAAAAACACUUGCGAAGUUCAAGCUUAUAUUUUUAGUUCAGUCCUAUAUAAGGCGGGCCAAAUUGUGUGGGAAAUAUGGCCCGAGGCAAGCGGACAAAUUUCAUGCCUGAGACUAAACUAAUUCUAAGAUAACCUGUAAUAUUUUAGUCUGUGACGCAUCUUCGUGCAUGGUAAAGUGCUGAGGUGAAUUAAGAAUGGUCUCCAUCUAGAACAGUUAAAUAUACGUAUAGGACAUUCUAUUUUAACAUUUACCUUGUAGGUUCGUUAUGGUGUCACAUUAGGUUAUCCUUUAUCAACAGCAAAAUGGUUGUUAGUGAUAAGAGGAUUAACAACUUUUAUAAUAAGAUUGAUAGCUGGACGUUUUGGUGAUUUUGCUCUAAAACAUGGGAAGGUGAAAAUGGUUAUUCAAAUAACGUUUGCAUUGUUUGGUGUAUUGAAUUUCAUGUGUUCUUUUCUUCGUGCUUUUCCUUCUUUACUCGUGUAUAUGGCUUUAAUUGGAAUAGUCGAGGGCGUGUGGUGGGUUACAUAUUCUAUCUUGGUUAUGGAGAUUACAGGAGGAUAUUAUUUUAAUGAAGCCUUUUCGUUGUUAAAUCUUGUUGGUGCGUUUUCUUCACUUUUCGGUGUUCCAGCAUCAGGUACAGUUGUGUAGUGAAACGAUUUUGAAGAAUACUGCCAUCCUGACAUAACAUUAACUUUUCACCUCGCGAUUAAGGCAUUCUUUUUGGGGGGCUACAUGUAUGAUAAGCAAGAAGAAAGUUAGUAAUAAUAUUAAUAAGGAUUUUUGUCUUUUAAUUUACCCAUGCAUGUAAACUGUGGGAGGAAAAUCCUUUGGCUUUUUGUUUAAGUAAAUUGCAUGAUGGUAUUAUAUGUGUGCGGGAAAUGAACCUGACUAGCUAAGCAGCCUGUUUUGUGGAAAAAAGUUAAAUCUUAAAUUAAAUUUUAAAAUGACUGCAUGAGGCUGCAUACACUAUGACGCUACGGCAAAUAGUAGCGUAUUGAUUUGCAUCCGGAGGGCCAAGCGUUGGUUCGUAGUUGGCGCGCUAUGGCAAACCACUCCGUUUUAGUGUAAACACAAUACUAAGAAACGUAAUGAUUUUUUAUGCUAACCGUUGCGUUGUAGUGUAAACGCGGUCUAAAAAAAACAUGUAGGCAAUCAAUAUUGUAGACACAAUCAGUUUUACGCAACAGGUCAUCACACUUUACCAACGUAUUGGGUUUAAUGCACUGUUUUCCAAUUAAUUUGUAGAAUACCAUUUAUUUAUAAUAUUGUUUAUUUUAGGUUGGAUUUUUGAUCAAACUAAUGACUUUCGUUACGUAUUUUACACUGCGUUUGGGAUGUCUUUAUUAGCAGCACUUAUGCUAACUAUAAGCUCACAUGUAAGGGUUGACAAAGAACUUUCGUUGGUAGAAAAGAGUAAACGUGGUAAAGAAGAGGUAUCUUGUGAAUUGAUUGCUGACAGGAACAAUUUGAUAUCUGAAAGUGGCAAUGAGUCUAUAACAAAACUGGUGUACGAAACAACGGUUUAAAAAGGUGCUCUAUCUAUAUGUGUAAUAAAUAUUGUUUGUGUUGCAGAUACAAUAAUGUGUAAUAAACCUUUCUUAUAAUUACGUCAAACGCGGAAAACCAAUUUAUGCAUUGUCCCAAAGGUCAGUGCAAGUCGUUGGCGAGCCAAUAAAUUUCAUAAAAACAUUUGCAUUGUACCUUGGGACAUCCCAAAAAGUGUUUUUUUCCGUGUUUGACGUCAUUAUAAGAAAGGUCUAUUAUUUGUUACGAGGUCCUUUGUUAGGGAUUAGCUUUGAACUCACAGGAUACAGCGCUGCGCGAGGCACUCAAUUACCUGAACGAGAUCCAAGACAAUGACCAAAACACCGUUGCUCCCCAGUUGUGAUGCAUGGUGUAUAAAAAAAACCAUGCAUAUGUUUGUUAAUUGAACUGAAUGUUUGUUAAUUAAACUGAAACUCCGUGAAAUUUAUGGAAACGUUGUGCAAGCAUGGCU
Molecule: messenger RNA, 11457 nt
Organism: Paramuricea clavata
Lineage: Eukaryota; Metazoa; Cnidaria; Anthozoa; Malacalcyonacea; Plexauridae
Source: the annotation of a GenBank genome assembly